AUGGCAUCGAAAGCGCAACAAUGUACAAUAUGUGGCACGCUUGAAACAACAGAAUGGUACCUUUUGAACGAAAAUUUCGUUUGUGGCGAUUGUCAUGAUGUUCAGUUGAACCCUCCACUAGAACCGUUGGACACGGAACGAUCUCCCGAACGAUCGUUGGCGGAAAACAUAGAACAGCAGGAACACGACGAGCUGACCGAAAACGAUGUAGAAACAUCAGCAGAACAUAGAGUGCCAGAUUGCAUGGUUACUCCGAAGAAAAUGGAUGUAAAGAAUCCUUCCAGCAAUGAACAUCCCGACGUAGAACUAAGCGCGGACUUAAGCAGUAUAGAGGAACAGGAAGAAAUGCAUGACACUAUCACUGCCCUGAGCAUGUAUUCGCCCCGACGCUUGCGACACCGUGUUGUUUGUCCGGUGCGGGAACCGGCGCGGAAAGGUUCGAAGAAGAACGGACGUACCUACCAAGGGCCAAAAGCCAAAUCGAGACGCACGCUCAUGAAAAAGGUGCCUGUUAAGUCUCCCCGUGAGACAGCAUCGACCAAAACCGUUUCGAAGCUGCUGGAUGAAAACACCUGGUACCAGAUCGGUGACAUUGUAUCGAUGGUCGAUACAAAGGACAAUACCUAUUACGCUCAAAUUCGUAGCUUAAUCGUGGACGCGUACAAUGAGAAGAGCGCGGUAUUGACUUGGCUGCUGCCAACCACGGUCAGUCCACCGCCAAACGAUGCGUUCGAUCCGGCAACGUAUCUGGCCGGGCCGGAAGAGGAUAUACCACGGCGGCUUACGUACAUGAAGUUCGUCAUGCACGCUCCGAGUAAUUACUAUCUGGAUCGCAACAACCCUUAUCCGCGUCCUGAAUGUUAUGGACCUUCAAAUACAACGCAAUCCGAGAAUCGUAACUACGUGUGGACUAGCAUCAACCGUGAUAGGUAA
Anopheles marshallii is the source of this 933-nucleotide messenger RNA. RefSeq lists its product as uncharacterized. Bases 1 to 933 code for a protein of 310 amino acids. The transcript has a single exon. Gene Ontology annotation, cellular component: nucleus. The record is from RefSeq and is a predicted model, not a curated record. Gene Ontology annotation, biological process: chromatin organization. NCBI's taxonomy places the organism in Eukaryota, Metazoa, Arthropoda, Insecta, Diptera, Culicidae.